Messenger RNA from Amphimedon queenslandica, 1085 nucleotides. RefSeq names its product ras-related protein Rab-8A-like. Gene Ontology annotation, molecular function: GTPase activity; GTP binding. NCBI's taxonomy places the organism in Eukaryota, Metazoa, Porifera, Demospongiae, Haplosclerida, Niphatidae. The coding region runs from base 176 to 793 and encodes 205 amino acids. The transcript has 8 exons. The record is from RefSeq and is a predicted model, not a curated record.
AACUAUUAAUAUUUUAAUUAACUAGAUCAAUUGUAGUGCUCCAUUUACUUUCAGGACAAGUAAAACAACAUACAAGCUCCUUCUCCUCUCUUUAGAGCCAUUAUCCAGUCACUCUAUAGCCAGGGGGACACUCUUUGCUCGUAUAUAUCACCUGGUCCUCCUCUACUGAUAGAUAAUGGCGAAGACCUAUGACUUCUUAUUCAAACUAUUACUGAUUGGGGACAGUGGAGUGGGGAAGACAUGUAUAUUAGUCAGAUUCUCGGAGGACGCCUUCAAUUCAACUUUUAUAUCAACAAUAGGAAUUGAUUUUAAAAUACGUACAGUGGACAUUGAGGGCAAGAAGAUCAAACUACAGAUAUGGGAUACAGCAGGACAAGAGAGGUUCAGGACCAUCACUACAGCUUAUUACAGAGGAGCAAUGGGUAUUAUGCUUGUUUAUGAUGUAACUAACGAGAAGUCGUUUGACAACAUAAGGAACUGGAUCAGGAAUAUUGAGGAGAAUGCAGCUGCUGAUGUGGAGAAGAUGAUCCUUGGAAACAAAUGUGAUUUAGAAGAAUCAAGAGUAGUGAGCAGAGAAAGAGGCCAGCUGCUAGCUGAGGAGCAUCAGGUCAAGUUUAUGGAGACCAGUGCCAAGUCAGGGCAGAAUGUUGAAACAGCGUUUCUAAACUUAGCAAAAGACAUUAAGAACAAAAUGGACAGGAGAAACCCUGGUGAUGACAUGGGUACCUCACAGAGUAAUGUUCAUGUGACGGCCGGAGACAGCUCAGGGUCCGGGGGCGGCUGCGCCUGCUGAGGGUUUUAAACUUUUUGCAAGAAUUUAAUUACAUGUUCGAUUAUUAUUAUUAUUAUUAUUAUUAUUAUUAUUAUUAUUAUUAUUAUUAUUAUUAUUAUUAUUAUUAUUAGUGGAAUGUUGUUUUGUCUCUUCCAGAAUCUGUAGUUUUUUCUUAAUUUUAAUUUGAAUCGUUGAGUGGAUUUUUAUGUACAGCAUAUCCAUGCACUUAAUUAAUAACAGACAAAAUAGAUGAUUAUUAUUGUAUGAUUUAUUAUUAAUUUGUUAAAGCAAUUUCUAUAGCACCUUAUUGCAA